Molecule: messenger RNA, 4316 nt
Organism: Myxocyprinus asiaticus (Chinese sucker)
Lineage: Eukaryota; Metazoa; Chordata; Actinopteri; Cypriniformes; Catostomidae
Product: A-kinase anchor protein 17A-like
Exons: 6
Coding region: 275-2113 (612 amino acids)
Molecular function (GO): RNA binding
Source: RefSeq, a predicted model, not a curated record
UAUGCGGAAGUUGUGAGCAUCAUGUGCGUUUGUUUGGCCAGUGCAGUAGAUUACGAUUAUUAAUCAGUUCGCGUUAUUUAUACUCAUUUUAAAACAUCUGUUUCAUAUGCAGAAAGUUUAGUAGUAGUUACGUGUCCAAAAAUGUUGCUCUUUAAUCCUAGUAAGGAGCUAGUUAGAAUAGUUUAGCUGAAAUAACCCGUGGUGGAGGAUCUAUGAUGAUUUAUACCGGUAAACAAUCUUGUUCGUCUGAAGCGUGUUUGUGCUGGACUCCGUCAUGGCAUCCAUAGUCAAUGACACGGCUGAAGCUCUGGAUCUGUGUCCGGAGUAUCACCUCUACCUGAAGCCCAUCGCCAAAAUGACCAUCAGCGUGGCCCUUCCUCAGCUGAAGCUGCCCGGUAAAUCCAUCUCUAACUGGGAGGUGAUGGAGCGGCUGAAGUCCAUGGUGCAGCCGGAGCAGUUCUCCUCGCUCCGCAUCUCCAAGAGCACCAUGGACUUCAUCCGCUUCGAGGGCGAGGUGGAGAACAGGAGUGUGGUCAAACGCAUCCUGAGCAAACUGGAGGGGAAGAGCAUCAAACUGAGCGGAUUCACCGACAUCCUGAAGGUGCGGACAGCCGAGAAUAAAGUAGACUUCCCGACACGCCACGACUGGGACUCGUUCUUCAGAGAUGCCAGAGACAUGAACGAGACGGUUCCUGGAGAGCGUCCAGACACAGUUCAUCUGGAGGGGCUUCCCUGCAAGUGGUUCGCGCAGAAGGACGGUUCUCCUGACAGACCGUCAGAGGCCGUCCUGAAGACUGUUUUUGAGCAGUUCGGCAAGAUCCGGAAUGUGGACAUUCCCAUGCUGGAUCCUUACCGCGAGGAGAUGACGGGGAAGAACUUCAACACAUUCUCGUUCGGAGGACACUUGAACUUUGAAGGUUACGUGCAGUAUCAGGAUCACACAGGCUUCGUCAAAGCCGUGGACUCACUGAGAGGAAUGAAGCUGAUGUUUAAAGGGGAUGAUGGGAAAGCCGUGGCCUGCAAUAUCAAGGUAACGUUUGACACGACUAAACACCUGAGUGAAUCUUCACUAAAGAAACGACAGCAGGAGCGACUGAAGCUUCAGGAGCUCGAGAGACAGAGAGAAGAGCACAAACGACGAGAGAAGGAGGAAGAGGAAAGACACAAAGAGGAAGAGAGAAAACAGCAUCAGCAGGAGGAAGAGGAGAAAGAGAGGAGACGAGAGGGGAAACUGCGUAAACGCGAGCAGAAGUUGAAGGAGAGAGAGGAGAAGAAGAACCAGAAGAAGAUGAAGAAACAGCAGGAGGAAGAGCAGAAGAAGCUUCACCUGAAGAUCGCCAUGGAGGAGAGGAAACUUCUGCUGGCCCAGAGGAACCUGGAGUCCAUCAGACUCAUCGCCGAGUUGCUGAGCAGAGCAAAGACUCUGAAACAGCAGAAGAUGGAACGACAGAAGGUGGAGCUGGUGCGGCUGCAGCAGCUGGAGGAGCGCAGACGUCUGCAGGAGGAGGAGCUGCGGCGCGUUGAGGGCGAGAAGGCGCGCACGCUCGAACUGCAGCGGAAAGAGCGUGAGCUGCGUGACAGACUGCUGGUAAACCUGCUGAAGAAAAGCACAAAUGCAGACGCACUAGAUCCGAAGACACAUGAGGACGCCAGUAUUGACGUGGAUCUGCAGGUCUGUGAGGUACGAACGCACGUGAACGGAGUGAUGCUCAAAGUGGACGCGAUAAAGACGGGUAACCAUGACGACAAGCCAAAGAAACAGGAGAAAGAGGUCAAAGGUGACGACCAGGACAGGUCGCAGAGGGACAAGCGCAGUACAGAACGCAGCAAGCAUGAGCGGUGCCACAACAGCAGAAGGCGGAGCCAUGAGCACAGAAGUCGCAGGAGGAGUCGCAGCCGCAGCAGAAGUCGUCAAAGGCGCAGCAGUAGUUGCAGGAGGAGUAGCAGCCGAACACGACACGCUCGCGGGAGGCGUAACAGAGAGAGUCCUGAGCGCCGCAGGAAGUACAGUCACAGCCAGAGCAGCAGCAGCAAAAGCAGCAGUCACAGUAGGAGUCGCUCGUCCAGUCGAGGACAUCGACGUCACUCUCACCAGCGCUCCAGACGGCACUGAGAGAGCGUGUUGAAUUAUAGUGAUGAAGGAAAAGCUGCAUGCUUGACUGAAUCUCUCGAAAACAUGUCCAGGCCGCAUCUCACUCCAAAAUCAAAGAAAAUCAAGUAUCUUUUGCUUAAAGAACAUUUUUAGGUCCUAUUUUUAGGACCAUAAAAAUAGUUUUUUGCAUUGUGGCAUUAUUUUCAUGACAAUAAAACACAAUUGAAGCAAGUUUGCCCCUAAAUUCUCAUUAACGAUGCGUUCUGUUUUUUUAUUAAUUUGCAUUAUUCUCAAAGAUGAUUCUCAUUACUUAUGUACAGUAACGUGUACUGUUUUUAUAAAAAUAAUUUUACAUGAAAUUAAUGAAAUGUGCUUUUUUUUUUUUUUUUUUUUUUUAUUAUUAUUAUUAUUAUUUAAAUUAGCGUUUCCUAUCCAAAUAUUUUCAUAUCAAAUUCUCAUUACUGCAGUGCAUCCAGGUAUUUUACUUUGAUUUUUCAUAGUAAUAAUUUGACAUUAAAAUAAUUGAAUACAAUGUUUUUUUUUUUCUGAAGACUUUUUAAGUUCAAAAUUAAAAGCUGUAUCAAAAUGCUUUAUGAUUAAAAUAAUAUUUCAUUAUUUUUAUAUUACUGAGAAUUUUUUGGUCAUGAGAAUUUGAAACUUAACUUUUUACUAUUACAUGAAUUUUACUUUAAAAUUAUUACCGUGAAUGCAUUAAAAUAAUGCUGUAUUUCAGAAAUUAAUCAUCAUUGAGAAAAAAAUUAUUAAUAAUAAUGCACCACUGUAUUGGGGGGGAUAAUUUGACGUUUUUUUUAAUAGAUUUUUCAUAAUUCUCGAUGAUUCAUAUUACUUAUAUUCAGUAAUUUUUUGCAGUUUUUAUAGUUAUAAUUUUACAAUAAAUUAAAUAUGUUCUUUUAUUUAAAUUAACAUUUCCAAACCAAAUACUUUCAUACCAAAUUUUCAUCACUGUAUUGUGUCGUGGCGUUUUACUUUUGAAUUUUUUAUUUUUAAAUAUUUUCAUUAUUCUCAAUGGUGAUUCUCAUUACUGAUUUACAGUAUUUUUUCCAGUUUUUAUGUAUUUUUACUGUAAAAUUAAUGUUACACAAUUUUUUUUAAAUAAGUGAUUUUUUUUCAUUUAAAUCAGAAUACAUUUAAAAGCACUACAACAAAUACUAUCGUGAUGUGUAAACACUUUAAAAUAUAAAUUAUAUAUAUUUUUUUAAAUUACAUAACAGAAUUUACAUUUUGGUAAUGAGAAUUUGAGGGGAAUGUUAAUUUUUAUUGUGUAUUAUUACUAUAAAAGCAGUGCAAAAAUACUGUAUUUCAGUAAAGAGAACCAUAAUUGAGAAUAAUGAAAUACAUUUUUUUAAAGUAAAACACCCAUGACAGAAAUGAGAAUUUGAAGGGAACAUGUGCUUUAUCGUCAUGACAAUAAUGUCACAAUGCAAACAAACAAACAAAUCAUUCUUUUGAUUUUGGGGUGAAAGCGCUGAAUAAAUUCUUGAGUGAGAUUAGAAUUAGCCGCUACAGUAUCACCGCUGAUGUUUGUAUUUUAUUCGACUGUAUUUGUCCAAUUAGGAUUUAAAUAAUAAGAGCGUUCAGACGGUUGAAGAUCUCCACGUGUGUUUUCUCUCACUGUUCACAUACACUUCAUUAUAGCGAGCCCCAGUUUGCUUUGAUAAGAACAAGUGCUUUUCUUUCUGUUGUUUGCCUUAUGAGGACUCAUUUAACCACUGAUUCUCGUUAAUAUCAAAUAAUGUGGCAUAAACAGCGUUAUAAAACUAAAAGACUAAAGCUUUUUAUUGUUUGUUGUUGUAGUCUUUGCUAAAGCUUUUCUUUAAGAUUGUUAUACACUUGAUAAGUUGUUUCAUCAUUAUUAUUCUUUGUAGACUACAAUCCUCUGUUUAUUACUUGAAUUUUAAUUUGACAAUCAUUUAGAAAAUGCUAUGAGGAUUGUUCAAUUUAUUUCCAUUAUUUCAAAGUUGGCACCGUUUAUUGUAACGCUCUCAAAGUUAUUCAGAAGUGUGACGGUUUGUCGUUUUCUUCUGCACAAGCACCAAACUUGAUUUCAUUUUAAACUACAUUGUUUGAGUCGUUGUAUUCACAGUUUAAUGGUGGAACAGCAACUAAAGGAAACAUGAAUAAACAGUGAUAUGGAACGCAAUCGGUAUCUUCAUUUUACAUUAAAAAAAUUCUGGCUUAAACUGAAGACUGUGACGUAUAGUGG